AUGGCCAUGAUCCUUGUCCCCCGAUGGGCCCUUUUUUAUGUUCUCCCGGUUUUCUGCUGUUAUCGUGCUGGCAUCUGUACCGUGUACUGUACUUGUAUACCUGUAGAGCACUCUCUGUACUUGGUUGUUGUCGUCGUGCUUUGUACCGCCUGCGAGGCUGCUCGAAUCGAGCGCGUUCUGUUUAUUCGCCGCGUUUCUGGACCAGGGGAAGGCUAUCGGUGUGUUGUCAUGCAUCAGGGCCGUUGGUGCGGAGGGGAGGUCAGCUGGGACGCGCAAAUGGAAAUUGGAUCCCCAGCCCCGCACUUUAGAGCGCAAUCUCCGGCGAGGGGUACAUAUAUAAAAUUCGCGGGGCGCCGGAUUGUUGGCCUUUCUUCCCGUUUUCCCUCACUCUGCUUUGCCCUCGUCGCUGUCGCCGCGCGCCUCCGCUGCUUCCUGGUCUUUCUGCGCGCCUCACGGAUCGAACAGCAAUGUCUACCUGCGUCUCUAACCUCAAGAAAUUGCCCCCGGGCUCCCGAGCACUCCCUGACGCGCCGUAGCCGUCCACGUCGACCAUGGACGUACACCCUCCAUCCCCCUCACGCGCCGCUGCCGCCCGCGCCCGCCGCCACCGUCGUCGCUGACGGCCACUCUCCCACGGCGCUACCCCAUCCUUCCCCGGUUCGAACCACCGCGUACCCCGCGCCGCUCCUUCGCGAAGGGCGGGGUCGGCGGGCGCUCGUGGGAAGGAUGAUGCGCCCCCGUGCGCCCCGCACGUGA
Messenger RNA from Schizophyllum commune H4-8, 756 nucleotides. RefSeq lists its product as uncharacterized. The coding region runs from base 1 to 756 and encodes 251 amino acids. The transcript has a single exon. The record is from RefSeq and is a predicted model, not a curated record. Lineage: Eukaryota; Fungi; Basidiomycota; Agaricomycetes; Agaricales; Schizophyllaceae.